CUCGCUGCGGUAGGCCGGAGUUGAAGUGGUGCUGUUCGGUCACGGUCGCUACCAAAUCAUAAUAUCCAGCAACACCCGUCGCUGUGGUGACGAGCCCAAGGUUCAGCGAGUUGCUCUUGCGAGUCAUAACAAAGCUGUUUGCGGCCAAGCAGCAUUUGCCCGCAACGCUGGACAAGAGCCUGUAAUGCAGGGAUGGAUCCAAAUUGAAGUUGAACAGCUGGAGGAUUUGAACGUCAGUGGGAACCAAAUCUGUCCAGGGAGGACAGCCGAAAAAUUCAUGCGUCAGCGGCACCUUCCGGCCCGGCGACGGAGGACAAAGCUAGCAGAUGCAAACCCAGAACCGCGCGGUUCAGCGCUGCCGCGUCGCCGCUGGCUCCACGCGUGAUGCAACGUGCAACGUUUUGAACUCUUGUUUGUUUGGGUGCCCUGUCGUCAAGGACACCACCACAACGUGAAGCCAAUCGUGAUCUACUGAAAGGCUGGACAAAACGGUGUGGGGGCGCGACCACACUUGCCUCAUUUCGCAAUUGGAGCUCUUCCUACCAUCUCGUCUCGUUCAGAUCGGCGCAACAUGAUGCACAGAAUGCGGAUUUCGCCCAUGCAACAGCUCAGCCACCCGGAUCGCAACAAUAUGGGCGUGGUAGUCUCAACCACCACCUCCAAGGCGAGCACACUCCGAGCAAUGCGAGUUCCCAAGUUCCUACGUAGCCUCUACGACAUUCUCCAGUACGAGGACCAGACCAUCCUGACGUGGUCCAAGGACGGCACCUACUUUCAGAUCUUCGACACCAAGCGGCUCGAGAUUGUCGUGCUGCCCAAGUACUUCAAGCACGGCAAAUUCGCCAGCUUCCAGCGCCAGCUUAACAACUUUGGCUUCCGCAAAUGGACCAAAACGCAGUCCAGCGUCUGCACCUUUAGCCACCACCACCUCGUACGCUGCCACCCGCAGCAGUUGGCUGAGUUUAUCAGUCGACGUCCUCCUGGCAACGGCAUGCGGUCGGGUGUUGACGCCUCCUCGACUGCCAAGCGUAAGCGUACGUUCACGGAGCUAAUGCGAUCCGCAGACGCUGGGACUUCCACUGCCGCUGCAGCAAAGAUGAUUAAGCGGGAGAAUGACAUCUACAACAGGGCGGUAGGCCACGAGCUGGCCAUCACGACGAACUCCCCUUCAGCCAAGGGUGUGCCUCGGUGGGUAACAGACCCAGUAGGCUUCUUGAAGGCCAGCGAGGAGAAGAACACGACUCCAACGAGCACGUCUUCAGAGCAGGCAUUCAAUUUCUCGAUGGAGGAACUACACGACAUCAUUCUACCCGUGGCGUCCACAUCGGAGCGCCAUGAGAGCAGGUCGAUGGAGAAAAUGCUCGAGCUGCGCAUGUUGAACGAGUGCCUGGAUCUCGGAACUGCUGGCUCAUUGUACGCCACUGCGAACCCCGCUGGUGGUGAGCUCUUCCCUUCGGUUCCGUACUCGUGGGAUAGCGACACGUUUUUCUCUCCUGUUGGUCGCACCCACUUCGAGCAGGAUCGCGGUCUGUGGAGAUUGCAUUAGUGUAUAAACAAACGACUUGGAGCGUACCUAGUUAGAGCAGUAAAUCAUUGUGUGCAAAUGUCAAACUUUUGUCCUUAUCAUCCCACAUACAACCACAACGCCAAUGCAUGAAGAUAUGGC
This is a messenger RNA of Phytophthora nicotianae INRA-310, 1666 nucleotides long. RefSeq lists its product as hypothetical. The record is from RefSeq and is a predicted model, not a curated record. Lineage: Eukaryota; Oomycota; Peronosporomycetes; Peronosporales; Peronosporaceae. The transcript has a single exon. Gene Ontology annotation, biological process: regulation of DNA-templated transcription. Bases 572 to 1546 code for a protein of 324 amino acids. Gene Ontology annotation, molecular function: DNA-binding transcription factor activity; sequence-specific DNA binding.